Molecule: messenger RNA, 1954 nt
Organism: Arabidopsis thaliana (thale cress)
Lineage: Eukaryota; Viridiplantae; Streptophyta; Magnoliopsida; Brassicales; Brassicaceae
Gene: FBA4
Product: Aldolase superfamily protein
Exons: 2
Coding region: 910-1713 (267 amino acids)
Biological process (GO): glycolytic process
Cellular component (GO): cytosol
Molecular function (GO): fructose-bisphosphate aldolase activity
Source: RefSeq, marked reviewed
AUUUGACCGAGUUUUUUUAUCUCUCCCAAAUCCAAAUAUGAAUCCACAAGAAAAGUACUAAAAAUAGCAGAUAAAUUGUAACAAAAAUGACCCUUUUGAAAAUAGAUAAAAAAAAAACUUUUUUUUAUAAUUUCACUGGCAAAGCGACGAUUUCUACUAGUCGUUGGAGUCACAAAGCGACAAUUUCUAUGGGCCGAUCGUAAAAUCUCUAUAUUUGUCGUCAUGUCCGUCUACAACGCGGCCUUUUAAAGGCCCAUUAAUCUCAAUUUCAAAAAUUACGUAAAAUCGUUUCCAUUAUUUCUCACAAUCAUAUCUUCUCCGUCGCCGCCGCCUCUUUUAUUCACAAUGUCGUGCUUCAAAUCCAAAUUCGCCGGUAAAUCUUACUUCCGCCGUACUUUUCAUUCUUCGAUCAUCCAGUUUCAUCCACAAUUAUCAAUUCUAAUUUGGCAUCGUCGUUAUUCAAUCAUUAGAACCUGUAAGGAAUUCAAAAGUAUCCUCUGAUUCGUUUGCUCGAAUCGAUUUUGUUCAAGUUUCAUCAAUCGUGGUUCUCUGCCAAUUCCAUCUCUUUUGUUACAAAAUUGCUUUGAUCAUAGCUCGAAGACUGUUCAAUUCCUAAAUCAAAAUUCACCUGAAUCUCGUUUUUGUCCGAUCUUCUUCACAGAUGAGCUCAUCGCCAAUGCCGCUUACAUAGGAACACCAGGGAAAGGUAUUCUCGCUGCUGAUGAAUCCACAGGAACAAUCGGAAAACGUUUCGUAAGCAUUAACGUUGAGAACGUUGAAUCAAACAGACGUGCUCUUCGUGAGCUCUUGUUCACCACUCCUGGAGCUCUCCAAUACAUCAGUGGUAUCAUUCUCUUCGAAGAAACACUCUACCAGAAAACUGCUUCAGGGAAACUAUUUGUUGAUGUAAUGAAGGAAGCUGGAGUGCUUCCAGGUAUUAAAGUCGAUAAAGGAACCGUUGAGCUCGCUGGUACAAAUGGUGAAACCACAACCACUGGUCUCGACGGACUUGGUGACCGUUGCAAGAAGUACUAUGAAGCUGGUGCACGUUUUGCCAAGUGGCGUGCUGUUCUCAAAAUCGGAAACAAUGAGCCUUCUGAGUUAGCUAUCCAUGAGAAUGCUUAUGGUUUAGCGAGAUACGCAGUUAUUUGCCAAGAGAACGGUCUUGUUCCCAUUGUUGAACCAGAGAUUCUUGUUGAUGGAUCUCAUGACAUUGAGAAAUGUGCUUAUGUCACGGAACGAGUCCUUGCGGCUUGUUACAAGGCUCUUAGUGAUCACCAUGUGAUCUUAGAAGGAACACUCUUGAAACCAAACAUGGUUACUCCAGGUUCUGACAGUGGUUCUAAAGUUAAACCCGAAGUGAUCGCCAAGCACACGGUCCGUGCUUUACAAAGGACUGUUCCUGCAGCAGUUCCAGCCGUUGUGUUCUUGUCUGGAGGACAGAGUGAGGAAGAAGCAACUGUGAAUUUAAACGCCAUUAAUCAGCUCAAAGGGAAGAAACCAUGGAGCUUGACGUUUUCGUAUGGACGUGCGCUUCAACAGAGUACACUCAAGGCUUGGGGAGGUAAAGAGGAGAAUGUGGACAAGGCUCAAAAGGCGUUCUUGGCUAGAGCCAAGGCUAACUCUGAAGCAACCCUUGGUGGCUACAAGGGUGAUGCUCAGUUAGGUGAAGGUGCGUCCGAGAGCCUUCACGUCAAAGACUACAAAUAUUAAAAGGUUAUUUUCGGAAUUUCAUUAUUUUUUGGAGUUUUGGUUUUAUUGUACAGAUUAUAUAAUAAUUUGUUUUGGUGUUCUUUUUGUGGGAUUAGAUGUUUUUAGUACUAUACUUGGGCAUAUGAUAUCAGCCCUCGAAUAUCUAAAUUGUAAAGCAUUUAUGAUAAACCCUUAUCGUGGGAAGAUUUUGUUGUAAAUUAUGUAUGUAAGUUCAUAAUCUAAUAAAAAAGAAAAUUUUAUU